This is a messenger RNA of Paramisgurnus dabryanus, 9859 nucleotides long. The record is from RefSeq and is a predicted model, not a curated record. Lineage: Eukaryota; Metazoa; Chordata; Actinopteri; Cypriniformes; Cobitidae.
AGACGCAUUUUCGCACAUGCGCGGUAAAAAUCUUGGUUUCGGUUCGGAUCAAGUAGUGACGCAGUUCUCAAAAACAAGAAAAACGUUAAAAUGGAGCUACCUAUCGUAGAUUUCAGUGUUUAUGGACUUGUAAAUACACAUGUAUCAGACGACAAAUUAGAAAAGCUUGGGAAAGAACUGAGAGCGGCAUUUACCGAUGUGGGAUUUGUUUACCUAAAAAACACAGGCAUAGAUCAAGAGGAGGUGGACAAAGUCAUGAGUGUUUCCAAAAAGUUCUUCAGUUUGCCUGAAAACGUGAAGGUACCGUUCAGCAGGGGCAAUUUCUCCUGUGAUGUGAAUCACGGCUGGGUUUCACUAGAAACUGAAAGCCUGAAUCCUCGGCGUCCCGGUGAUUUGAAGGAGGCCUUUAAUAUAACAUCGCUGAGGGAAGAUAUUAAUUGGCCCUCUGAAGGAGUUGAGGAUUUUCGAGAAGUCCAUACGGCGUUUUAUCUGCGCUGUAAGGAUCUUUCUCUCAGGGUCUUGAGAGUGAUGGCUCUUGGAUUAGGUCUGGAUGCAGAUGUCUUCCUCAAAGCCCAUAAGCAAAUUGAAUCUGAUGUGAAUCCAACCACUUUGCGGACUUUGUACUACCCUCCAGUGAAGAGCGAAUGUGUGAAACAAGAUCAGGUGCGCUGUGGUGAACACUCGGACUAUGGCAGUAUCACUCUUGUCUUUCAAAGUCUAGAGGGUGGACUGCAGGUUCUCAGUCGGACUAAAAAGUACAUUUCAGCCCCUCCCAUUCCUGGAACAAUUUUAAUUAACAUAGCAGAUCUGAUGCAAAGAUGGACCAGCGACGUUUUUGUGUCCUCUGUCCACAGGGUGUUGCUGCCCCCUGAGGGCAACUCCAAUACACGUCAGUCUAUGACAUUCUUUGUUCACCCUGAUAAUGAUGCCAUUAUUACUUGCUGUGAUGGGUCGGACAAAUAUCCUCCUAUUAAUUCACUUGAUUACCUUUUGUCAAGAUUCAAGGAGUCGUAUGGGAAAAAGGUUGUCGUGUGAUAUGUUUAAAUUGGUUCUUUUUUUAAAUCAUUUAUCUAUUUCCCUGCCAGCGUUUUUUUUUUAAAGUUGCCAGCCAGUGGCAGCAUUUUUUAGAGCCUUCCAGAAAAUGUUCUUCUGUAACUCUUUUGCCGCCAUUGACGAGAUAAUUUGUCAAUUAAGAGAAAACGCUUCCCUGCCAAUGACGAGAAUUUCCGGCUUUCCGCAUUACCAUUAUUAUCCACCAGGUGGCGAUCUUUUAUGUUUUAUAGAUCGAUCUGCAUCUGAUCUCUAUCAAAAGUCCUUCACAAAAUUUGAGAGGUGAUAAAAAGAGAUCUAAUGAAGGUAGGAUUAAAGUUAUUUUUUUGAAAGCAGAGGGUCUAAUCUUUCAUUUGAGAUAUUAUUUGUUUAUAUAUUUAAAGAAGAACAUUUUCUGGAAGGCAUGGAACUUUUGUGAAAAUCAUGAAAAAUGCUGGCGCUGGCUGGCAACUUUUUAAAAAAAAUGCUGGCGGGGAAAGAGUUAAAUAUAUAAAAAUACAAUAUAUAAAAUGAUCAUACAAAAUCGCAUACAAAAUAAGUUUGUUUUUGCAAAAUAUAUGUGUGUGCACUAUGUGUAAUUGUUUUGUGUGUGUGUGUGUGUGUGUGUGCGUGUGCGUGUAUAUAUAUAUAUAUAUAUAUAUAUUAGGGGUGUAACGGUACACAAAAAUCAUGGUUUGGUGCGUACCUCGGUUUUGAAGGCAUGGUUCGGUUCAUUUUCAGAACAGUAAAUAUUUGGGGUAACUAGUACUUUUAGAGUAAAUUUAAGGAUGGGUACUUUUUACUUUUACUCAAGUACAUUUCUAGUGAAAAAACUGUACUUUUACUUCCCUACAUUUAAUGAAUAUAUAUAUUUUUUUAAACUUUAUAGGGCAUGUUCGAAAGUUACCCUUUAGCGCGCGACCGUGUGGUCACCCUUUAGCGCGCGCGACCGCGACCGCGUGUAGAUGAUAAGAGAAGCAGAUGAGGGCGUGUGUGCGUUGUGCGAGAUAUCGGAGGCAGAUCAUGCGUGGCUUCCAUAGGUGGCUUCAAGUUCGGUCUAUGUUUUCUCUCCAAGAGGUCAAAAAGAAUAGUUUCAUAAUGUGAUGCAUGCUUUCAAUAAACAAGCUGAUUUCUCAGGGUAUAGGAAUUCAAGAUCCAACCUGAAGUGGUAAGUCUCAGUAAUGUCUAUUUGAACACUAUUAUUUGACACACUGUCCAAGUUUUUUUGCCAUACACUCUUGUGCGAGCGAUGACAAAACCUAGUGUAAGUUAAACCAAACAAACAUCACGUUCACAUCUGCACAUUUCCAUAUCAUUUCCCCACAACUAAACAAACUAAACAGCAUAAUGUAAGGACGUCUUGCAUUUAUACACAAAUCCGGACACCUCACUAAUGUGUAAAAAAUACAUUCAAAUAAAAACGGGAUUGUAUUUUAUUUAAAGGAAUAGUCUAUCCAUUUUCCAUAUUAAACUAUGUUUAUUACCUUAACUAAGAAGAGUUAAUACAUACCUCUAUCAUCUUAGUGCGUGCACGUAAGUGCUGGGGCGCACUGUGACACUUUGAUAGCAUUUAGCUUAGCCCCAUUCAUUCAAUGGUACCAAACAGAGAUAAAGUUAGAAGUGACCAAACACAUCAACGUUUUUCCUAUUUAAGACGAGUAGUUAUACGAGCAAGUUUGGUGGUACAAAAUAAAACGUAGCGCUUUUCUAAGUGGAUUUAAAAGAGGAACUAUAUUGUAUGGCGGAAUAGCACUUUUGGGAUUACUUCGACUCGCUUGAAAAACCCGCUCCCCUUCUCCCUCUCAUAAUGGGAGAGGGAGGGUGUUACUGUGCCGAGAAUUCUAAAAUGAUCAUUUUUAUUAAGCUCCUGUUUAUGUUCAGUAAUUGCACUUUAAUGGCAAUGAAAAUAACCUAUUCAUAUAAAAACAUGAUAACAAACAGACACACACAUUCUCUUUUGUUUACUGUUUGCAUGUUAAAAGGCCGACGCUGACAAGUUUGUGUUGUGAACAUGAAAAUAAAUACAGAGUUAACCGUCAGGAAACAUCUGUGUGUGUGUUUGAGAUUUUUUCUCAAGUGACACAUUAUGUGAUGUUAAUGUACCCAUUCCAGGACUGGGAUAGGCUGCUUUACUUGUAUAUAAGCAGAACAAUGAGACUUUUAAGGAGAGGUUUGUGAAAACCCUCCAAGUAGUCUGAAAUUCAGUGCUUUUGCGCUACUUCUCUAUCAGAUCGGAAGUAACGAGUAACUAACUACUUGAGUAGUUUUUUCAUCUGAUACUUUUUUACUUUUACUCAAGUAAAUAAUUAGAUUUGAUACUUUUACUUUUACUGGAUUACAUUUUUGUAUUAGUACUUGUACUUUUACUUGAGUACAGAUUUUGGGUACUCUACCCACCUCUGAUUUUACACUGCAGGUUGUUUAUUACUAUAAACUUUUUUAACAAUUUGUUUACACUUUUUUAAACACUUGUUAUUAAAAUAUAAUAUAUAAAAUAAAAAAGAAUAAAUAAAAUACUGCUGCAAAGUUCUCCACUAAAUAACAAACUUUUUUACAUUAUUUUAUAACAGUAGGCAACUCUUUUCUUAACCUUCUCUUAAACUUUUUCUACUAAAACCUUGCACUAAACUAACAAAUUCAAUUCCUGAAUAAAUUUAUGAACUAUUGGCCUACAUUUUUGCCACAAAAAAUGUUUCUGUUUGAUUUAGUGGAGUCACAGUAUUGAAUUGGUUAUAUACCAUCUCUGUAUAAAAAUAAUGAUAUACUUAUUAUACACUCAUAUUGAGACGAGUGAGUUGCAUACAUAGCCAUCUUUUAUCUUUUGCACGUUUCUCCUAAUCUUUGCUUGUGUUGCCAAUGUAAGCUUAAACUAACGAACCCCUCCGCAGCUGAGUAAGCCCGGGUCACAGCUCUUCUCUGUCCCGACCAGAUAAACUGAUGAUCGCAUUGUGGCAAUGAUAUGAUUGAUGUGAGGUGCAGAUGAAAAAUCUUAUCACGCAUUCCGUUUUUCUCGCGGUCACAGAAAGCGCGUCUCAUGAUUGCGUAGCAAUGAAAGACACGCAACCUCUCACGCACUUUUGAAAGAACAAAACAGCGCGUUGACAGACGUUUAACACGCGCUUCUAGACGUGACACUUAAGCAGCCUCGUAAACGUUUAGAUCAAUAAUCAAACGAAUAUACAACUAAGUAAAUAAAAAUCUUUAUUAUGUCAUAUGUUUGACAGAAGACUUGCGCUGAACGCGGAGACUUCCGCCACUUAAUAUAUUUGUGUGGAAACGCACACAACAUAUUAUGUUCCACCUAUGUUCCGCACACAAAAGAUUGCAUUCGGUGCACCGUGCCGAAAGCCGUGUACCGAAAUGGUCCGGUACGAAUACACGUACCGUUACACCCCUAAUUAAUAUAUGGGUAACACUUUACAAUAACAGUACAUGAAACAGUACAUGAAUAAUCAUGUACUAAUACAUAAAUUAAUAAUCAGUUUAAUAUGAACUAAUGAUGAGUUAAGCUAUUUACUAAUCAAUAACUAACCGCAACUAUGUUAUGAGUCAUAUGAAUUCAUGCAUGAAUUACACCCACCUUAACUACACAUUAAUACAUGUUUGUUAGUUAAUGCAUUAAUUAACACUUUGCGUACCCCAUAUCAAAACAAGCUCUCUAGAAGAACGAAAAUAACUUUUGUUAAUGCAAAAUGUUUAGGUUUGUAAUGCAAAACUGUUUAUACAUUUGCUCCUGCAGCUGAGCUAAAAACAUAUUGAAUGGCACUGGAUUUCUUGCAACAUUUACAGUUACCCUUAAUCAUUAAAUUUGCAAUUAUGGAUUAAUAAUUAAAAAUAGUUCCACUGCUGCCAUUAAGAGUGACCGACACUAUUCUUUCUAAAUUUAAAUCUGUGUUAGCCUACAGACGAUGGUUAUUGUGUGAACUGGCUCGUCUUAUUAUCAAAAUGCACAUACAGUAUCUGUCUUGUUCUUCUUUUAAGCCAUUAUUACCCCUUCCAAAUGUCUGACCAAUUUUCACAUUUGCUCCUCUCCUUUAAAACCACCAAAAAUUAGGAUUUUGAUGAGCUGAAUUUGUAUAGAAUGUGUAAUUGAUAACUUUUUAACAGUGUACCCCUCCAAGAAAAUUGUACACAAUACAAUAAUACAUUAAGGGCCUACACAAUAAUACAUUAACAAGUCAUUAAUUUAUGUUAGUUUAUGAGUAGUUAAUAAUGAUGUGCCCCCUCAAGUAAAGUCAUGACCUAAUCAUACCAUAACAAAUCAUGAAUUUAUGUUAGUUUAUGAGUAGUUAACGAUGAGUUAAUAAUGAUGUGCCCCUUCAAGUAAAGUCAUGACCUAAUCAUACAUUAACAAAUCAUGAAUUUUUGUUAGUUUAUGAGUAGUUAACGAUGAGUUAGUAAUGAUGUGCCCCCUAAAGUAAAGUCAUGACCUAAUCAUACAUUAAUAAAUCAUGAAUUUAUGUUAGUUUAUGAGUAGUUAACGGUGAGUUAGUAAUGAUGUGCCCCCUUAGUAAAGUCAUGACCUUAUCAUACAUUAACAAAUAAAAAUAUAAGUUACCCAGUGGCGGAGGCAGAAAGUGUUUUUGAUGGGUGGGCAUCUAUACAUCUGCGGGCCAGAAAAAUUCACAUAAUUUUUUUAACUUGCGUUAAUUGGGAAGAUAAAAUGACUGUGUUUUUUCCGUCAGUUUUGUACAUUUUAAGAUGGAAUUACGUUAUUCAAUCUACCUGUAUUACAAUCGGCCGUCUCUCAAACAGAAGGCUGCAUCCUCCGGAGGUCGGAUAUGCAGGCUGCAUACGUCAUUUAAGCUUGGUUUAUUUCAAUUAAAUAAGCAUAACAUUCGUAAGUCAUAAGCAUAUAUUUUUUAUAUGCUUUAUUAACAACAACAGAUAGCAUGUACAGUGCAGAGUCAUAAGCAUAUUACAACGAUUUACGAUGAACUAUUUAAGCAUUGAGCAUUUAUUUAGCUAAACGCCCGUGGCUUACCUAAGCACUGGUUCUGAAACAUAGAGGACCCAGAAGCAAAAAAUUAAACACUGCUUUAUUGAAAAUCAACUUAAACAGUCCAGUCGGGCCGUCGAGUCCCGAGCCACCAAGAGCGAGUUAACUUUCUUUACCGCAGUGAUCCACACGUUCACACCAUAGACAGUAAAAGAAAUGGACACACCGUUACACCGUUUUUAUUUAGAAGUCUUUUCUUUACUGCAGUGAUCCACACGUUCACACCAUAGACAGUAAAAGAAAUGGACACAGCGACCCCGUUGGAUUCAACGGAGACAAGUGAAGCCAAUUAGAAGCUCACACUUCCGGGGGGUCGAGCGUACUGCGCAGACUCAAACUGAGCUUAGUGACGUGAGCAACCUGUGUGACAAUUGUAAGUCUUCUAAUAGUUGUGCCAAGAGAAAUCUGAAUCACCCACCGAAUCUUGCAGAAACGGCGAGCGUGAACAGGAGUACAUUUUGUAUUAAGUAUAUUUAGUAUUGUGAUUAAUUACUUUGUCAUUUUGCAUAGUAUUUAUUUAUUUUAAAGUUUAAAGCCAGUACGCCAUAUUCUACAUGCGCUUCUCCUCCUGUCCAUACGGUAAUUUCUCUACUGUGCGACAGAGAGUCGCGUGGCUAUGACGCAAUCGUUAGCAUAGUUUUACAAAAACUGCUUCUACUGGGCCAUAACGUAAGAUACAAGGUAAUGGACCCUUUUAUACAUUUUCGUGUUUCUUUAGAAAUAAUUGAUGCACAAAUUGAGUCUUUAAACGCCUCAGAUGUAAAGUUAUUCACUGUCAAAGUGACGCCAAAAUGAAUGGGAGUCAAUGGAAUGCUAAGAGCAGGUGGGGGUCCGCUAGCUAAUGGCGGUGCCCAGGGCUGCUUCAAUAAAAUAUGAAACCCUGCCCCCCUGGUUCACAUGAAUCUGCUACUCAGUGCAAUCUAACCUACCGCGCUCUCUUCAAACCCGCCUCUUCCGCUCUAGAUGACAGCAGCGAUUGGUGGACGGAAAGCAAGACAUUACUGUAAUAAACCAUAUGUUGCUAAAAAGCGCAAUUUGUUUUCUUUAGGAGCAAUUCAAAUUUUUUGAUAGAUCAAAUGGUUGAAGAAUUACGGUUUGAAUGAAAAAACAAAAUGUAUUUCCAUGAAUCUGAUUGGGUGGGCAAGCUGUCAAUCCACCCGUAGAUCCGCCACUGGCUGAAUGCUGAUCCUGAUUCAAUGCGAAAAAUGUAUUAAACAAUAAUUAAAAUAACAUCAAGAUAACAUUUUAAAAGCUUUCACAAAUAAACUGGUAUGACUGACGGUUUGAUGGUCUUUAUAUGAACACUAUACAUUUGGCAUUGUGACUUUGGUUUACAUGUUUGUCAUUUCUGAGGAAUAGUCAGAAUGAUUUUAACUGAAAUAUUUUGACAGCGCCAAAAGCAGCAGACCACAAGUGCAACGAGCGGACAGCCUGUUGUAGGCUGUAACGUUUACAUCCACCUUCCUUUUGAUUUUGCAAUCUACAUUGACAAGCACACAAAAAUAGAGAACAGUUAUCUUACAUAAUAAAAUACUUAAACUACCUGCUAUCUUGGUAUUGUGAGCACAUGAAUUAGAAAAAUUAUCUUUUGUUUCUAAAAUUAUAAGUGGAACAUUUUAUGCAUCUUUAUUUGAUCUCAAACAAAGCAUAAGAUCCUGCGAACCGUUGGGAACCACUGUUCUAGAGCAUGUUUGAUUUCGGUUACCCAAAGUGUUAAUUAAUGCAUUAACUAACAAACAUGUAUUAAUGUGUGGUUAAGGUGGCUGUAAUUCAUGCAUGAAUUCAUAUGACUUAUUACAUAGUUCUGGUUAGUUAUUGAUUAGUACAUGGCUUAACUUAUCAUUACUUCAUAUUAAAGUAAUUAUUAAUUUAUGUAUUAGUACAUGAUUAUUCAUGUACUGUUAUUGUAGUGUUACCAGUGAAAUGAAAAAUUGUCCUAAUGAAGUAUGUAUCACGCUAUUUUACUAUGGACUGAAUUCCAAGGCAUGAAGGCAUCAAGGCAUAUCCGAAUCCAAUGUUAUUUUUACUUCCUGACUCCUGAUAUCUUGUCCCACAAUUCUAUGAGUGUGUGCGCAGUGAAGGAUCCUACCUUAGAUCCUCACGUGCAGAAUGUUUUAAUUAUUGUGUUUUUUUAUCUUUAAUCAUUUAUUUACAUAAUCAUCAUAAUCAUUUUAUAAUCAUUAGUUAUUAUCCAUUUAAUUAUUGUAUUUGAUUACUUAAUAUUGUUUUAUCAUUAUCAAUUUCAUUAUUAUCAUUUUUAUUAUUACAUUUAUUCAUGUAUUCAUUAUUCAUUCAUUAUUAUAUUUCUAUAUUUUAUUAUAUCAUUAAUUAAUUCAUUGUAUUUCUAUAUUUUAUAUGUCUCUGGGUGGUUCAGUUUCACAUUUGGGAAGUUUCAUAGAACUGUUCUGUCUGUGUGUAAACAAGAUGGAUAAAGAGAAUGUUUAUGGAAGCCCAAGGUCUUAGGGAUGAUGCAGCUGAGCAAUUUUGGAUAUAACCGUGCAUGCUGUAUUCCUGGGGUAGACGAGGUUUGAACAUUGAGGCAUAUGCAACUGAAACUUAACUGUCCAUCAAUAAAACUCUGUUCUAUUUUUAUCAUCUAAACCUCCAUCUCACGACUCUGUUUAUGCUCUCCAGCAACGAUUGAUCAGCCUUGUAUCUGACAGUUACUUUAACAAAGUAAACUUAUAUUUUCUGAUGUGAUCUGUUGUCCGGGGCUGGAUCGUUCUUUUUUUAUUUUGUCUGUCGUGUGAAGUCCAGAUCCAACAGCAGUCAAAGGCUUUAUAAAAAUCAAGGAAGAGAAUAAAACCAUCGUAAUCAAUUAGAUCAAUGUAAUCUAAUAAAUCCCUAACCAGUCUGAUGUUAUUAUGAAUGACUCUUCCUUUUAUAAAGCCUGACUGUGUGUCACUUAUUAUGUCUGCAAUCCCUUUUUUAAGUCUAGCAGCAAUGGAUCCUGAAAAUAAUUUAUAAUCUUUGUUUAAUAUUGGUCUUAAAUUGUCUAAUUUUUGUUUUUCUUUCCCUGGCUUUGGAAUCAGGGUAAUUACACCCUGUUUCAUGCUAGUCAUCAAUUCUUUCUUAAUAAUACAAUCUUUUAGCGCUUCAAAUAAUAUGUUUCUUAAAUCUUCCCAAAAAUAUUUAUAAAAGUUAACUGUGAGGCUAUCUGAUUUAUUUAAAUCCAUUUUCUUAAGGACUGCGUCUAGUUCAUCAAUCCUAAAUUCCAGCGUCACAUAUCUUUUUAAAUGAUAAAUCAAUCUGGGGGAUUAGUGGACAGAUGUUUUGAAAGAGAUUAUUACAGUCUACUUUCGAAAACUGAGAGGAAUAAAACAUGUAGACUUCAUUUUCUAUGACAUUGGAAUCAUUCUUUUCUUCCCCAUUGAAGGAUCCUACCUUAGAUCCUCACAUGCACAAUGUUUUUAUUAUUGUGUUUUUUAUCUUUAAUCAUGUAUUUACAUAAUCAUCAUAAUAAUUUUAUAUUCAUUAGUUAUUAUCCAUUUAAUUAUUGUAUUUGAUUACUUAAUAUUGUUUUAUCAUUAUCAAUUUCAUUAUUAUCAUUUUUAUUAUUACAUUUAUUCAUUCAUUCAUUUAUUGUAUUUUUAAAUCAUAUGUUCUUAUUAAUUAUUUCAUGGUGGUUCAGUCUCACAUUUGUGGAGUUUCAUAGAGCUAUUAUGUCUGUGUGUAAACAAAGAUAGAUAAAGAGAAUGUUUAUGGAAGCCCAAGGUCUAAAGAUUACAGCUAAGCAAUUUUGAUAUAACAGUGCAUGCCGAAUUCCUGUGUGGGGAGACGAGGUUUGAACAUUGAGGCAUAUGCAAUUGAAACUUAACUGUCCAUCAAUAA